Messenger RNA from Carassius auratus (goldfish), 3028 nucleotides. Its product is annotated as hepatic leukemia factor-like. The coding region runs from base 987 to 2072 and encodes 361 amino acids. The transcript is spliced from 4 exons. NCBI's taxonomy places the organism in Eukaryota, Metazoa, Chordata, Actinopteri, Cypriniformes, Cyprinidae. Gene Ontology annotation, molecular function: DNA-binding transcription factor activity, RNA polymerase II-specific; RNA polymerase II cis-regulatory region sequence-specific DNA binding. Gene Ontology annotation, cellular component: nucleus. Gene Ontology annotation, biological process: regulation of transcription by RNA polymerase II. The record is from RefSeq and is a predicted model, not a curated record.
AGUUCGAUCUGUGAAAAUGUAACGGCGCAGAAGAGGUUAGUGAAAAAUAGGGGUGGUCUGACAUUAAUAUGUGAACAGGGCCACUUUCUACUGGUCAGAGCGGCUCGUUUAUUAUAUCGUGGGCGUUGAUCGAGGAGGUGUGUAUCAUGAAUAAUGUAUAGCCCCGCCCUUCAGUGCCGUUCCCCCGUGAGAGGUGAUGUCACGAGCGCUGCCCGUGUACGUUCCAGCUGACUCUUGCUACGAUACCAAGCGCUCGCUUUACCGAGUGCCUGAAGAAAGAGAGGGAAAAAGAGAAAGAAAGAUAGAGGUUGCGGAGGUUAGCUAAAAAAUAAUAACGAGAGAGGAAACAACAAAGAGGGCAGAGGAAUAAUAACAGCCAUCUCACCGCUCACGUUUAAUUGUUUAUUAUAUUCUGAAGAGAGGACCCAUUUUUUAUUUGCACAGGGAGUUUUUUCCAGCUCUCUCUUGAUUCGAUUCAGUCUGAUAUUAUAGUUUACUCGCAGUUUCCUGCCGACAGUGGGACUCAGUAGUGUUUCUGCCUCCAUGGACGCCCGUCUAAUUCAACUCAUUCGUUUUUUCGGGGAAUAUUUCUGUCCUGGACGCGAGGAGCACCAGUUUAAUACGAUGACAUACGUCGACAAAUGAGCUGAACUGAACGCCAAACAAUCAGCAAAAUAUUUUUUAAAGGGAGCCAUUGCGUUUGAAGAGGAUGAAGUACAACUCCUGCAUCUUUCUCACUUGAGCGGACCAAACAGAACGUCAGUCCACUUCAGAUUCCUAAUGGGAACGCAUUAGGGCUUUGAAUUCGAAUUCAAAUGCUCAUGAACUUUCAUACACCUACCCCGGUUCGCUCAACUGCCAAACUCUUGUGUUUUUGUACAUUUCUACAUUUGAUUGAAACACUUGAUUCAGUCAACCAGCUCAACUGUCCAGUGAUCUGAAAAGUUAUUAACUGGUUAAACCUGGACUAGGUGUUACACUGAGGAAUGUCCAGGCCAAUUUCUCAGCUAUUGCCACCUGACCUUCCCCCAGGGACCAGUCCACAGCUCGGUCCUGCUAACCCUGCAGGUACCACCACCAAUGGCCACCUGAAUAAUUCCAUGGCCAGUCUGAAAUCUCUUCUACAGCUGCCUAUUAAAGGGGACCAGAGAGUGAAAGACUGCUGUGCUGAGAUGAAAGAUAAAGACAAACCUCUGGACUCUGAUGAGGAUUCAUUGGGUGGAGUUGGGGGCAUGAAUGGUGGGAACGGCACCCUGCGUUCCACUAACCAGUCCGCCUUCCUCGGCCCAUUGCUAUGGGAGCGUACAUUGCCGUGUGAUGGCGGCCUGUUCCAGCUACAGUACAUGGACCUGGAGGAGUUCUUGACGGAGAACGGGAUGGGGUGCAUGCCGUCGGGAAACACCUGCAGUACGGCCGCUCAGGUCCCUUCCCAGAGCACGCAAUCGGCCGUACCCUGCCAGAGUUCCCAGUGCCCACCUUCUUCCUCUCCGCCCUGCUCUUCCUCCGCCUCCUCCAUCUCUUCCCUCUCUUCAUCGUCUUCAUCAUCCUCUUUACUGGGUCUGGACGUGCCACAGGGCCCUGGACUGCUGGGAGGUCCAGAGUGUCUGCAUGGGGCUCAAACUGUACCACCUGACCCUUCUCCGAGCCCCUCCUGCCCACCUCCGCCGGUGGUGCCACCCACCAAUGUGGCUGAUGUCAUGGUGAACUUUGAUCCUGACCCUGCUGACCUCGCCCUGUCCAGUGUGCCAGGCCAGGAGGCGUUCGACCCGCGCAGGCAUCGCUUCACAGAGGACGAGCUGAAGCCUCAGCCCAUGAUCAAGAAGGCCCGCAAAAUGCUGGUGCCAGAUGAGCAGAAGGAUGACAAGUACUGGAGCCGACGCUAUAAAAACAACGAAGCAGCAAAGCGUUCUCGCGAUGCCCGCCGACUGAAGGAGAACCAGAUUUCAUUCCGAGCGGCGUUCCUGGAACGGGAGAACGCCGCCCUUCGCCAGGAGGUCGCAGAUAUGCGGAAAGAGCUGGGCCGCUGUCGCAACAUCAUCAGCAAAUACGAGAGCCGCCACGGAGACUUAUGAAGAAAAGAAAGAAAGAACACACAGAAGAGAAAGACACAAUUACUGAUUUUGAAAUAGCGUUUCAAGGGCUGUUCGACUCAUCCUGGAAUGGCAUUUUCUCAUAGCGUUUGCUUCAAAUAAGCACUACGAUACUCUGUUCACUGAUUUACAUUUCUUUCCGGACGAGCAGGGAUAGUUUUUGAAUUAGCUGGUGUGGUGCUUGGUUGAAACAAAUACUUGAAAAUUGUGGUUCAAAGUUGAACAGCCCCAGCGUGAGGGAUGUGCACAAGGUCUACCUGGACUAUAAGCACAAGCGCAGUUCAUAAGCAUCGGUUCUUCUCCUACGAUACACCGCAAACCUUGACUGAGGAUGUGCAAUCCAAUCUCUCAUAAUACUCACGGAUCAUUUAUAAUGUCACGUAGCCCUUGUGAACAUCCUCUUUCUAUAAUGGGAUGAUUUUCUCAGAGAGAGAACUAUACAGGAGGUGGUAGAGAUGUAAUUUUUUUCUAUGACAAAAAACACAUUGUAUAUUUUUGAACUUUUAGGGUCAGCUAUAAUAGAGUAGAUGAAGAGGCGGAGGAGGAACGCGGACGGCGGCGAGAGCACAAAAGAGAUUUUGACAUAGGAAAACUGUAUAUUUUUAUACUUGCAGAAGCAGGCAGGCGAUGAGAUUUUGGAAAUAGUCGUUUUUGUAUAUUUUAUAUAUGGGUGGGAUGUUGUGGGGAGCUGGACCGAAAGUCAGGAGCGUUAUCUUUAAAAGAUAUGUUUUCAACAUCAGGGGCAGUCAGGCUGGUCAGGAAGAACAAGACUAAAGGGACGAACGUCAAUAAGAGUUGCGAAAAGAAACGGAUCUGAUGAGAAACUAAAAAUAGCAAACAUGAAAACUGUAUAGUUUCAAAUUUUUCAUCAUGGAUUUGUUCAAGCACUUGUUUUGGUAUCUUUGAUUUCUUUUCUUCAAAUUCAGUGUGUGUGUUUG